Molecule: messenger RNA, 2916 nt
Organism: Neospora caninum
Lineage: Eukaryota; Apicomplexa; Conoidasida; Eucoccidiorida; Sarcocystidae
Product: putative DNAJ domain-containing protein
Exons: 5
Coding region: 1-2916 (971 amino acids)
Source: RefSeq, a predicted model, not a curated record
AUGGCGGGGCAAGGUCUCGCUCGUAGGUUUGUGGACUGCUACAAAGUUCUGGGUCUUCCACCGACCUGCACAGAUGCAGAAAUCAAGAAAAAGUUCGCGGAACUUGCCAAACAAUUGCACCCCGACAGCGGUUCUGCCUCUCAGUGUCGAGAUAAGUUUCAGGCAGUGACGGAAGCGUAUAAGCAGUUGAGUGCGAAUCGUCGAGAGUACGACGCACUCUACGAGGCUCAUGUUGGUCUCGGCAGCAGAGACGGCUUCUCUUCUCUGUUUGGGAAGCAUGCGAAGACGGAGAAGUCGGAGGGACGAAGCUUCGUCUACCCUGGUGGCAGCGCCAAGGGAGGAGAUGCCUUCUACUACGAUUCCGCCUUCUGGGAGGCACUCCACAGCCAGCGGGCCUCCCGGCCUCAUGGCGCGUUCUGGGCGACACGGCAAACGACCUCGCAUGGCAAGCAGAAACUCUGGCGUUCUCUCGACGAGGACUUUUCCGAUUUCGAAGAAGACUGGAAGAGUGGGCGCAGCAGCUACGCGUCUCGCCAGGGGGGACCUCCCCGGCGGGAGGCGAAGGCGGGACGCAGUGCCUCAGACGGGAAGCCUGGAGAGCGUUCCCGCCCCUGCUCAGCCUCUGCGUCAGAGGCCGGGCACGGCCGAUGCGAAGAGCGCGGAAGCGCGCAACGACGGAGAUCGUGCGAGGCAGACGCGGCCGAGGGGAACGCGAGGCGGCGUGGCCGAGAACAUGCGGAGACAGAGUCCAGCAGCAGGGACAGGAGCGGCAAGGGAGGCGGGACGUUCUCCACGACGGGGAGACAGAGAGACGGCAUGCACCGCCAGACGCGGCGCGGCUUUGCCGUCUUCGAAGACGACUUGUACGGAGACGCGUCCGAAGAUGAAGGCAGCGAGUUCGACCCUGAAGACAGCUUCAGGGACACCGACGGCCCGUCCAGGUGGCGACGGGGGGGAACCCACGCACGCCGAGACAGAGGGGACGUGUACGGCUCCGUUGAGUCAAGUCGCCGAAGACGCACGCAUCCCGGGGCUUUCAAACGGUGGCAGCAGUGGCGCGAGGUGGACGUGUGUGUGAUGGAGGAAGUAGACGGCCGAGAGGCGGGGCAGAAAGAGAGAACGCGGAAAGAGGGCGUUCGGAAAGAGGGCGAGCGGGAGAAGAGUCGAGAAGGCGCGACGGACCGGCGCAGGGACGGAGACUCGUGGACGGCCAGGCCGUCUGGGGACCGGGACGCGCGCCGAAGUGGAGCGAAGAGGGAGAAGGAAAGGCCUCAGCAGCCCUCCUCUGAUGCCGUGUCUGCAGACAGUCGGAGACUUGAUGCAAGGAAGGCGCAGACACAUGGUCGAGCAGAGGGGCAACGGCGUCCAGGGUCUGGGAGCUCUGGCGAUCCCGUUGCGGAGUCAGCGAAAGGAAACCCGCGAGACUUCGCGAACGCGUUCCCCAGCACAAAACAGUGUCGGGACGAUGGACUGGGCCGAGAGAGUCACGCGUGCGAGGAGAGUGGCGACCGAGUCGAGAACCGGACGCCAGGCAGACGCGGCGACGGGGAGGCGAACGUGCGCCAAACAGACUUUGGCAGGAGCAGUCGAGAAGGAACCGCGCAGUUUGCUGCUUUGUCGCAAGACGGCGGGGGCCAGGGAGUCCCACGACGAGACGCACAAGAAAACACAGCGACAGAAAACGCGCACACGACUGACAGCCUCGAGUCUGAACAGGACGAUGCGAGCGGCAAUGCCCGAGAGACGGACCUGACCUCGGAGACGUCGAGCAGCCACUGCGGGCCGAGUGGGGAGUCGGGCGAGUUCUCUGCGGAGACGGACGAGGCAGGGCGCGAAGGCGGCGGCUCAGGCUCGGAAGCGAGACGCGAGCGCGCGUCUCCGUGGCAAGCGCGAGGCCAUAUUCCGCUUCAGGAGGUGCGUCGCGAAGACGCGCCGCGUGAGGAUGCGCCUCCGUGCGCAGAUAUAGCCGAGAAGGAAGACCAGGAGACGCUCCGCGUCUCGGAUGGGCGCGGUGCGGGCGCCGAAAACGGGGGGGAAAGUGCGCACGCGGAAAAGGUGGGAAGACGCAACGACCCAGCCAGUGGGGAGUGUGGUCCCCCGGGCGCUAGGAAGGGAGAAGACAGAAGAACCGGCGAUCCGCGUGGAGAUGACGCCCCGGAGCGGAUCUCAGUAGGUGGGCACUUUGACGUGUACGAGGCUGGCCGCCUGGGAGGAUCCCCCGGCGAGAGUGGAGAACCGCGGCGUCACAAGAAGGCGUUCUUCGACACGGACAGUGAAGACGAGGAAGGCUCGAUCUUCAUGCGGCAAGGGAGCGCGGAAGAGGGGUUCGACGGCGAGGGAAGCGAGGAUUCGGACGACAGCGACGACGCGGGAAGGCGGAACGUUUGGGAGGGAACGAGAAGAAAUGCGUCUGGUGGCAGCGACGGCGGCGCGGACGCUGGGCGCGACGGCGGAAAAGGACGGUACCACGCAGCAGGUGACGACGACGGGUUCUGCCUCGGCAGCCAGAAAGCGAGAACGGGGGCGUGGUCGCCUGGCCAGUCCACUCGCGAUUUCGAGCAGGAACUCAGAAGUGGGAAACACGACGCGCAGCGGGAAGACCGAGGGCCACGCGGCCUGAAGGAAGUUGAUGUCUAUACUCUCGCGUCGGCUCUCCGAAGGAAAGGGAAACGCCAAGUGCUGCCUCGUAUGACCUACUCAAACCGAUGUGGAAACGAGAAUCGAGUUGAGGGAAUCCUCUUCCUUGAUGAGAUGCCCAUUCGCGAUUGGCUGAAGACCUACGGCGACCGUGGACGCGUGUACGGUGUCUAUCGCGACGGCGCGUUUUUGUACAGUUUAGAAUGGAAGAAGAAGCACUGGGGGAAGGUCGCAGAACACGCUAGGUACUGUGACGCCUGUCGGAGGAGAGACUACUAA